This is a messenger RNA of Solanum dulcamara, 450 nucleotides long. RefSeq names its product probable mannitol dehydrogenase. The record is from RefSeq and is a predicted model, not a curated record. Gene Ontology annotation, biological process: lignin biosynthetic process. NCBI's taxonomy places the organism in Eukaryota, Viridiplantae, Streptophyta, Magnoliopsida, Solanales, Solanaceae. The coding region runs from base 1 to 450 and encodes 149 amino acids. The transcript has 3 exons. Gene Ontology annotation, molecular function: cinnamyl-alcohol dehydrogenase activity.
AUGGAAGCUGCUCCCCUAUUAUGUGCAAGGAUCACAACUUAUAUCCCAUUGAAAUAUUAUGGACUUGACAAGACUGGAAUGCACAUUGCUGUUGUUGGUCUUGGUAGACAUAUGUCUGUCAAAUUUGCUAAGGCGUUCGGAACCAAAGUUACUGUCAUUAGUACAUCUCUUAGUAAGAAAGAUGAAGCAAUUAAGCAUUUAGGCGCGGACUCUUUUCUGGCUGCAGCAGGGUCAUUUGAUGGCAUCAUCGAUACUGUCUCUGCGAUUCAUCAUCUUCUUCCAUUGAUUAAUUUGUUGAAAACUCAUGGGAAGCUUGUGAUGUUUGGCGCACCUGAAAAACCACUAGAAUUGCCUGUAUUUCCCCUGCUUUUAGGAAGGAAGCUACUGGCGGGGAGCAGGAUAGGAGGGAUGAAGGAGACACGAGAUGGUAGAUUUCGCGGCGAAGCAUAA